AUGUUAACUUAUACCCAAGACCAGCUGGAUCGCUAUUUCCGGCAUAUCGGCUAUUCGCCGAAGGAUGCCGAAGACGACCUCGGCAGGCUCACCAUGCUGCAGCUACGCCACAUGGCCCGCGUUCCAUUUGAGAGUUUGACACUGCAUUAUUCGAAACACCACAGGUUGUCCCUGGACCUGGAAGACCUCUUUGAAAAGAUCGUCGACAAGGGGAGGGGAGGUUACUGCAUGGAGGUCAAUGCGUUCUUUGGGGCCGUCUUGCGCAGUCUGGGUUACACACUCAUUAAUGUAGGAGGAAGAGUGAAGAAGGGAGAGUACAACGGAUGGAAUCACAUGGUCAACAUCGUGACCAUCAACAACACGCGAUAUCUAGUUGACGUAGGAUUUGGCUCCAACGGCUCCGUUAAUCCAGUCCCCCUGGAGCACAACCACAUCUUUACUACGGUCUCUCCUGUGCGAGGACGACUCGAAUACAAAAGUCUCUCACAACACACCGACCCUACCAACCAAAGGAUAUGGGUAUACUCAACCCAGGAAAACUCAUCCGCGCCCUGGAAGGAAAUGUACUGUUUUGCCGCCGACAUGGAGUUCUUCCCGGCCGAUUUUGAGGUCAUGAACCUAUCGACCAUGACCAGUCCGCAAAGCUUCUUCGUGCAGACCGUCAUGUGCAUGUGGCUUUUACUCGACGAAGACGACGAGAAAAAGGAACAGCGUCCUAUAGGCGUCCUGAUUUUGCACAAGGGUUAUGUCAAGAGGAGGAUAGGCGACAAGUCCGAGAUUGUCGAGCACUUCGAAUCAGAAGAGCAGAGAGUGAAGGCCUUGGAGAGGUAUUUCGGUAUUGUGCUUACGAAAAAAGAGAAGGAGGCAAUUCGUGGCUUGCCAAGCGAGUUGAAGACGAGGUGUGGGCAUUGUUAA
Molecule: messenger RNA, 915 nt
Organism: Neurospora tetraspora
Lineage: Eukaryota; Fungi; Ascomycota; Sordariomycetes; Sordariales; Sordariaceae
Exons: 2
Coding region: 1-915 (304 amino acids)
Molecular function (GO): acetyltransferase activity
Source: RefSeq, a predicted model, not a curated record